UCAAUUGAUUUUAGUAAAUAAUUUGAUUAUUUGUUGUUCAGAUGAAUGCAUCACUUUUUCAUCACUUGAUACAUAAUUACUAAAAAAAUAUUGUAUAGAAAGUCAUGGACAGUCACUUUGAAGUCCCGACUAUACCUAAAGUUUUCGUUCCGCAACCCAUUUAUGCAAAACCCGAAUCUAAAGUGCCAUCCAAUGCAUCAAAACAUAAAAAUCCCGUCAAUGAAGUCAAUAAUAUUGAAAUCGAUAGCACAACCAAUGAUAAAGAAGACGAUCAAUUGGCACAAGAAGUUAAUGAUGGAUCAGCGUUAGCCGUGACGACAAUUACGCCCACUUUAGCAGCGCCUCCCAAACUAUGCGAUUCGUGUUCUCAGAUUUUAUUACAAUACUUUGUUCCUCUUCAGCAAUAUAUUGAUCAAGUGGUACAACUGGCUCGCGGAGAGAUUGAUAAGCAAUCAGCACCUCUUCCAUUGCCAUUGUUUAACACAAGAGAUAACACAAGUUUGCAAGUCUUCAAUCAACAGACUUAUCAUCGAAAUGAACAAAAUGUCAUAUCAAACGAAAACAGCUCUGAAAACCGUUACGACACUAGAGUUUCAAGAAGUGGAGGAAAUGAAAGUCACGGCACAGAUAAUAGAAAUUAUAACCAAAAUAAUCAAAAUCACAAUUACUAUCACAAUACUAAUCAAUACCAAAAUCAAAGACAAAGCUGUGAUUCAAAUUAUCAAACAAAUCAUGAAUCAUAUGAAAGAAAUGAAAGCCAUCAACAAAUUGGUCACAAUUAUAGUGGAGGUGAUCACCGAAGAUUGAGCCAUGAAUCGCAAAGUUCUUAUAGAUCAGUUCAACAAUCACAUCACGACAACCAAAGCACAGACAAUCAACAAUUAUAUGGAGAAAGAUCAGAAUCUGAUGACAAUAACGAAAGUUUGAUAUUUGAUGAAAAUCAACAAUCAAUUAGUAAUGAUUUUAACAAAUCAACACAAAAUUCUGUGCCAAUACAACAAUCUGAAGGAUCAAAUGAAAACAACAGAAUAUCUACACAAGAAUCAUCACAACAGUCAUCGCCGGUUAAUGCAAUAAAUCCAACUGAUCAUCAAUACGAAGAACCGGAAGGCAUGACAUCUCCCUAUGCUUUUGUGACCAUUGCUUACAAUAACUUAAGUGCAACUAAUGCUGUAAUUUUGGCCAAUUCUUUAUUUUUAACAAAUAAUAAGACUAUGAAUAUUAAAGAUGAAAAAGGAAACCGACAUUUAAUUAAUAUUCCGUUUAUUAUUAUAAUUGGCGGUAAUAUUAAUCCAAUUCUUAAAGAAGCCAUUUAUAUGGUUUUCGAUGAGGUUAUUACACAACCAUUGGAUGUAAGAGUUGCUCUAUUAAGUGAUGAAUCAAUUGGUAUUCAACAAUACAAACUUCAGUUAUGGAAGGAAUUGAAAAACUAUCGAAAAUGUCUUUACUUGGAGUCAUCGACUUUGGUGAUCGGCAAAGUAACCAAUUUGUUUGACGAAUGUGAAGAGUUGUCGGCAUGUGUUGACUAUCUGUUUCCCGAUAACUUCAAUUGUUCAGUAUUUGUCUUCGAGCCAAGUCUUAUCACUUACGAACAGAUCAUCAGUUUUGCACUAUUUCAUCAGAAAUGUCAAUCACAAAAGGAUGAAGGAGUCGCUGAAACAUUAGAUGAGAUGACUUUAUUGAAUCAAUUUUUUGCUCCGAAAUGGAAGAAAAUUUCAUUUAUUUAUAAUUUUGUCAAAAAUGAUUACUCUUACACACAAAUACCAGCUUUUAUGAAAUUCGGUGACUCCAUAAAGAUUGUCAACUUCGGACAUAUGGUAACUCAAACGGGAAUCUCAAGCCAUCAUUUGGGCACUUCAUCAGUACAGCCGUGGCAUAUAGUGUUUGAUUUGUUGGUCAACAAUCAACAGGAAUCUGUCAAAUCUAUGUCUAUCGAUAAUUACUCUAAAUUUUAUCUCAAUUGCUUUAUACAACGCUUGUGGCCUAUAAUACAAACACCAUUGACACCAUUGCUGAUAAACAGAUACGGAGUCGGACGCAGAGAGUGGUCUAUAUUUGACUUAAUUCGCCUCUUAAGUCAAGAGUCGGGUUUCGAGACCAAUGACCAUAUGUUCACUCAAACUCCCAUCACUUUUAGGCGAAUCAAAUCUCCAACCGAUAAAAUCGCCAAAUAUAAGGAUUUUAAUCGAUUAAAUGAGGAUGACUAUCUCACUGAAGUGAUGCCUAAUCUCCAAAUCGAUGACAACCAUGAAAAGGAAAGUCAAGUAAAAGAAAGUGAAGAAUCAGACGAACAACAACUUACAAGAGAUGAUAAAGAAGAGACUGUUGUUGAAGAAGUGGUGGAGAAGGAGUCUAACAAUCAACUGACACAACCACAACAGGAUGAACGAAGCAAAAGGGAAUGGGAGGCGGGAAGGAUUGAUUGGAUGGGUGAACACCAAUCCGAUAAAAUUAUCGAUAGACUUAAGAGACUUAUUAAUUAAAUUUUUUUGUUUCAAAAAUUCAACAUAAUUUUAAUAUAUAUACAAUUUGUUUUGUUUACUAAUCAAAUAUUUUUAGUCUUAUAUAAAAAAAUAACAUUUGUUUGCUUAAAGAUUUUAUUUAAUUAUAUAUAUU
Molecule: messenger RNA, 2616 nt
Organism: Oppia nitens
Lineage: Eukaryota; Metazoa; Arthropoda; Arachnida; Sarcoptiformes; Oppiidae
Exons: 9
Coding region: 105-2483 (792 amino acids)
Source: RefSeq, a predicted model, not a curated record